This is a messenger RNA of Paecilomyces variotii, 2414 nucleotides long. Its product is annotated as dihydroxy-acid dehydratase. Gene Ontology annotation, molecular function: dihydroxy-acid dehydratase activity. Lineage: Eukaryota; Fungi; Ascomycota; Eurotiomycetes; Eurotiales; Thermoascaceae. The record is from RefSeq and is a predicted model, not a curated record. Gene Ontology annotation, biological process: branched-chain amino acid biosynthetic process. Bases 343 to 2133 code for a protein of 596 amino acids. The transcript is spliced from 2 exons. Gene Ontology annotation, cellular component: mitochondrion.
CGAAGGCAAUAACCAGUUAUAUAAUUGGUGUAUGAGUCGACAACCCCUGCAUGGGGGCGAAGAUCAAGCUGCUAAGUAGAUCCAGUCCGGCCACCACCGAGCUUGUUCAGGGCGGAGGCCGGAGUUGGGUCGCAACUCCGGAAUGAGGGCAACAACCCAGCAACACAUCAACUAUCCUACGUUAUUGAGCCCUGUCAUCUUAGUCACGGCUGUGUGGCCAUGAGUCUUCUUACAGGCUUGGUUCUUGAACACAGUGAACCUUUUUACUCUUUCUUUUUUUUCCUUCAUCAGUUUUCUCCCUCUUAAACACUGUCCCCGUGCACGUAUCCGCAAGCACGAACUAUGCUCGCGACGCAUAUCAGAGCUAGAGCUCUGGCAUCAAGCCGACGCGCUCAGUUCAACAGCAUACGCCUUCUGCCUACCUCGCGCCGUUAUAAGUCCGACGAUGGCCUCAACAGAAUCUCAUCGACAAUAACACAACCCAAAUCUCAGGGUGCCUCACAAGCAAUGCUGUAUGCGACCGGCCUAACAGAGGAGGAUAUGUCGAAGCCGCAGGUCGGUAUCUCCUCUGUAUGGUUCGAGGGUAACCCAUGCAACAUGCACCUGCACGACCUUUCUGGGAUCGUGCGCGAUUCUAUCCAUCGGGCGGGUCUGGUCCCUAUGCGAUUCAACUCCGUUGGAGUAUCUGAUGGGAUCAGUAUGGGCACAAAGGGAAUGCGAUACAGCUUGCAGAGUCGUGAGAUCAUCGCUGAUGGCAUUGAGACUGUAAUGAAUGCCCAGUGGUAUGAUGCGAACGUGUCGCUGCCGGGUUGCGAUAAGAAUAUGCCUGGAGUGUUGAUGGCGAUGGGACGCACGAACCGGCCUAGUGUCAUGAUCUAUGGUGGUAGCAUUAAGCCCGGAUGCAGUGCAAAGGGUCAAAAGUUGGAUCUGGUCAGUGCGUUCCAGUCGUACGGGCAGUAUAUCACAGGCCAGAUCGACGAGACAGAGCGAUUCGAUAUCAUUCGCAAUGCGUGCCCCGGCAGAGGUGCCUGUGGUGGCAUGUACACGGCCAAUACGCUGGCGACGGCCAUUGAAACAAUGGGUAUGACAGUGCCCGGGAGCAGUAGUUGUCCGGCAGAUGAUCCCAAGAAGCUGGUCGAAUGUGAAAACAUUGGCGAGGUGGUUAAGAAUAUGCUCAAGGAAGACAUUAAGCCCAGGGAUGUCAUGACACGUCAAGCAUUUGAGAAUGCAAUGAUUGUGGUGAACAUCUUGGGUGGCAGCACAAACGCUGUCCUGCAUCUAAUUGCUAUUGCUGACUCUGUCGGCAUCAAGUUGACUAUCGAUGACUUCCAAGCAGUGUCCGACAAGACGCCAUUCCUGGCUGAUUUGAAGCCAUCUGGAAAGUAUGUUAUGCACGAUUUAUACAAGAUUGGCGGCACACCAGCUAUCCUCAGAUACCUUCUAAAGGAAGGCCUGAUCGACGGCUCAGGAAUCACCAUCACCGGUAAAACAAUGAAGGAGAAUGUAGCCUCGUGGCCCGAUUUCCCUGCUGAUCAGGACAUCAUCCGACCCCUGAGCAACCCCAUCAAACCAUCCGGCCAUCUCCAGAUCCUCCGCGGAUCGCUGGCCCCAGGUGGUUCCGUGGGCAAGAUCACUGGCAAGGAAGGCCUACGGUUCGAGGGCACAGCCAAGUGCUACGACUACGAAGACGCAUUCAUCGAAUCCCUUGAGCGAGGGGAGAUCAAGAAGGGCGAGAAGACGGUCGUUAUCAUCCGGUACGAAGGUCCCAAGGGUGGUCCGGGAAUGCCUGAGAUGCUUAAACCCAGCGCGGCCAUUAUGGGCGCUGGUCUUGGCCAGGACGUCGCGCUGCUCACAGACGGAAGAUUCUCCGGCGGUUCCCAUGGAUUCUUGAUCGGUCAUAUUGUGCCCGAAGCAAUGGAGGGAGGCCCGAUUGCGCUGGCGCGAGACGGUGAUAAGAUCGUGAUUGAUGCUGAGGAAAGAGUGGUUAAUCUGGAGAUCCCGACUGAAGAACUGGAUAAAAGAAGAAAGGAGUGGAAAGCACCUCCACUCAGAUACCAGAAGGGAACUUUGAAGAAGUAUUCCACCCUGGUCAGCGAUGCCAGCCAUGGUUGUGUGACAGAUGGACCCAUCUAGAUAUUCCGCUAGCCAGGAGCCUUGAUAGCGAUACAAGGAAAGCUUUGCUUUUCUUGCUCUUUGUAAUCCAACACCUUUUAUGUCUUAGUAUUUGAAAUUAGAUAUGCAGCCAGAAUAGCCGCUGCUUUUGAGGCUUCUUCUUUAAAAGUCUACAUCAGCCCUUACACUUUGGUUCGCUGUGUCGACGAAUCAAAUCAGUCAGAUCUCAAAACCACCCAGGCAGCGGGCAAGCUAUGCAGUCCUCAUAAACGGGUUAAAUAAUAUUAAUACGAGUAAUGUUC